CAGGUUCCUACUUGGUUGACAUGUUUCUGGGCAAUGGUAUAUAGGUAACUUCCCUAAGCAAUAUAAUAUGUAGAUCUCUCUGACACAGCCUACGUUCACCGGCAGCCAAUCACAUCUACAAUCAUACCUAGUACACAUACCUACCUAGGCACCUACCAAUACUACCAGAUAGGCACCUAGGUAGCUAGCUGCCUCUUUCGGCCAGCUUGCCGGGAGGGCUUGGCAUUGGCACUUCACCCACCCACCCAUCACACCUCGGGCGAUGUGCAUGCCAUAGAAGGUCAGGAGAAGGAGGCCUAAAGAAGAAGCUGGAUGUCUGGAAUCGGCCGCGGUGACGCAAUCGCUGUGCGUUGAUAUCUAGCAUACAAGACACAUACUACCAACCUACCUCCGCAUGGGCACCGCACGACCACGAACACAUCAAAAUCGGAGUAUACUGCCAGCGCUCCUCACCGCAGUAGCGCUCAUCCUUUUGUUCUGGCGCGGAAGGAGCCAGCCGCCGCCUAAUAUCGACAACCCCGAAAUAAUCGCAGACGAAAAUACACUCGCGAUGUCGUCGGACCAGGAUACCGACGACGAUAUUACUAAGUAUCUGAAGGUAACGGCGCGGGCUGUUGAUGACGGUAGCAGCGGCGGAGGAGGAGGAUUGAAGCUAGCCCUCGCAGUAGCGAACACGCACCCGACGGACGCCGUGACGGUGCUGACGUGGGACUCGCCUUUGGACCCGUUGGCCGUGCAGUUGGGCGUACUCACACUCACACGCACCCGCACCCCAAAAGCCGAAGCGGACACUAGCAGUUCAAAAACAGAAGCAGGGGAGGAGAAGGAGGAGCAAAUACUCAUCCCGACGAUCCAGGUCCGCCGCAAGAUGCCGCCGGGCCCGGAAUCGCUGGUCGCGAUCGGGGCGGGGCAGACGCGCGAGCAGGUGGUGGAGCUCCGGGAGCCGAUGGUGCCGGUUGGGAAGCUGAAGUUACGUGGUGAGAGGGUGAGGGUUGUUUGUAAGGGGCUGUGGAGGGGGGUUUGGAGGGGGGAGAGGGAGAGUGUGGAGGGAGAUAAGGGAGAGUUGUUGGGGGCGAAGGGGGAGUUUGAGAGUGAGGCUGUGGUGGUUGGGUUUUGAUGGCGAUGGUGUUGAUGGUUAGCAAGCUGUAUAGGCACCUACCUAGGCACCUACCUAGGCACCUACCUAAGCUAGACACAUAUACUAAGUGCCGGGAUAGGUGCUCCUUUUGAAUUGCUCGGACGGAUAAGUUGCCAACGGUGGUGAUAAACUAGCCACUUAUCUAUCGCUUACCACUAAGUUAUCUAAGUAGCAACAUUAAGAUACUUGUGAUAUGGGAUGAUAGUCCAAGUUCGAAACAUCUUGGCCCAAGCUUUUUUGAAUCCACUGGAUUAAAUACACAUUCAUGGUUGUGUAUCUAGACUGCUCGGCACACAACUCUUAAAUACUUGUAUUGAAUAUCGUUGGUGGCUUUAGAGUUAUCCGGGUUACUUCAGUGCUGGCUGGGUCAGGUCGGUAGUACGGGACAGUUGGGUAUUUAAAUCAAGGGAGCCCAACUCUGGCGAUAUUCACUUAUAGGAUAUGUAGAGGGGACUUCGGAUCAUAUAGG
Messenger RNA from Hypoxylon fragiforme, 1607 nucleotides. RefSeq lists its product as uncharacterized. The transcript is spliced from 2 exons. NCBI's taxonomy places the organism in Eukaryota, Fungi, Ascomycota, Sordariomycetes, Xylariales, Hypoxylaceae. The record is from RefSeq and is a predicted model, not a curated record. The coding region runs from base 395 to 1117 and encodes 240 amino acids.